This is a messenger RNA of Calidris pugnax (ruff), 3928 nucleotides long. Its product is annotated as zinc finger protein 862-like. NCBI's taxonomy places the organism in Eukaryota, Metazoa, Chordata, Aves, Charadriiformes, Scolopacidae. The transcript is spliced from 2 exons. The coding region runs from base 1117 to 3171 and encodes 684 amino acids. The record is from RefSeq and is a predicted model, not a curated record.
CCCCCCGGGGCUGUGCAUCGUCCUGGUGUCAGCCAGGACACGGUGAGCUCGACGUCUGCCUGGUGUGGGCAUCGGGGCAGGCUGGGCACAUCAACCAUGAGCGAGGCUCUCGACGGUGGCAGAGCUGUCCCUGCUGCUUGGUGGCUCCCACGGCCACCUCCUCUGCUUCGGGGACGAGUCCCGAGCCUCGUAGGGGCACAGUGGGGACAUGGGUGCAAUCCCAGCCCUGGCAGAGCCCGUGUCCCCAGGGAAUGUCUGACGGGUGCUGGCAACAGCAGAGGAAACCCUGAGACCGCCGUUAUGAAGGCUCAGUUUGGGGUUUCAAUCCAGUUCAUGGAAGAGCGUAGGGAGGAUCGGACUGAGUGGGGUUUGAGUAUGGGGAGGGAGUUCAGAGGAUGCUCAAAUGCUUCAGGUGCCGGGUUUAUCCAUGUGUGUAAGCGCUUUGGAGCCUUGGGAGCCCUGGCUGGAGCGGGCCCUGGCUGGGCUGGGUGCUGGCAGCAGAGCGUGGGCACGGGGCACAGAGUGGCUUUGGCAGUUUCCUGGGAUGGAGACAAGCAAGGGAUGAAGGAAAACACACCCGGGUGCAUGCAGCCCCCAGCACGUGUUCCUGAGCUGGCCUCCAGCUCAUCCUCCUCCGGCUCCAGGUCUCUGGCAGUCACUGGUGGCAGCGGGGGCUGCUCCUCGGGGGCUGAACACUCGUUUCCAGCCCUUUGGUUCAAUGGGGGUUCCAGCAUCUGGAGGGUCUGGUGUGAUGGGGAGCGUGUUGAGGUGUCCCCGUGAUUCUGAGGAGGACCAGGCGUGUGUGCCGGUCCCUCCGCCGACACCCAGAGCUGCUGGUGACACCAGGGCUCAGUGGGAUCCCCCGCACGGUGCCGGGGGUGUCACAGAGCCCUCAGCCACCACGGUGCAACCGCAGCGCUUUGUUAGGGGGCAGGAGCAAACGAUGAGCGCAGGCUGGGGUUUGCAGAGCCCUAAUCCCUUUCCCUUGUGUCUCUUUCAUCUCCAGUCGAACCAGGAGAGUUGUAAUAGACCUUCUUACUAAAUUAAAUGUAGAGGCUGCUCCUCCAAGGCACGUCUCAGUUCGAGCGUAGUGUUUGAUUUCCCAGCCACAGCAAUAUGGUGCCUCCAGGGAAAAAGCCAGCUGGGGAAACUUCCAAUUCCAAUAAAAAGUGUAAGCGCUAUUUCAAUGAGCACUGGAAGGAAGAAUUUACUUGGCUGGAGUUUGACUAUGAGAGGAAACUCAUGUUUUGCAUAGAGUGUCGGCAGGCGCUGGUGAAGAACAAGCACGGUAAAGCGGAGAACGCCUUUACCGUGGGCACGGACAACUUCCAGCGCCAUGCCCUGCUGCGGCACGUCACCUCCGGCGCCCACCGUCAGGCGCUGGCGGUGAACCGGGAGCAGCUGGCCUUCGAGACCCGCGUCCACCACGGCCACCCGGAGCUGCGCUCGGUCAUCAAGGUGGAGGUGAACCCGGCGAAGGUGGCCGUCCUCACCACUGUCUACUGGAUGGCGAAGGAGGAGAUCCCGGAGGAGAAGUGCUCCUCCCUGCUGGACUUCCAGAAGUUCAACCUGUGCCAGGCGCUGCUGGCCUCCGAGCACAGCGAGUUCUACCACCCCAGCAGCAUCAGGGAGAUGCAGGCAGCCAUCGCCAAAGUCCUGCACAACGAGCACAGGCACAGGAUCAAAGCCUCGCCGUUUGUCGGGCUGGUGGUGGACGAGACGGUGGACGUCCUGGAGCACCGCAGCCUGGCCGUGUUCACCACCACCGUCUCCCCCUGCAGCGGGCAGACCUCCGCCACCUUCUUGGGGAGCUUCGAGCUGCCCGCCGGGGAGGCCUCCACGGUGGCGGGCAAGGUGGGCGAGGUGAUGCGCUCCUUCGGCAUCCCCACCAUGAAGAUCACCUGGCUCAGCGCCGACAGCGCCUCGCUGGUGGCCGAGCGGCUGAGCGGGGUGGGGACCGCCUUGACCUCCCUCUGCCCGCUCCUCAUGGAGAUGCACUGCCUGUCCCACGGCAGGUCCCUGCUGCCAGCCGAGAGCAUCGUCAGCAUUGAAUACCUCCAGAAAUACGAGACCACUGUGGACGCCGUGUACAGGCUCUACUCCAGCUUCAGGGGGGAAAGCAACGGCCUGCAGGAGCUGCGGAGUGUCCUGGACCUCUGUGAGAUAGACCUUGGGAGCCCCAAAGCCAUCCACUGGACUUCUAUUUUCCCAGCUGUGGAAGCCAUCGAUUCCUCGUGGCCCACGCUGGUGCUGCUGCUGGAGAGCGAGGCAGAGCGGUCACCGGUGGCCCAUGGCCUCUGCGAAGAGCUCAAGAAGUUCCAGUUUGUGGCCUUCACCAAGAUCCUCCUGGAUGUCCUCCCCAUCUUCCAGAAACUCAGCCGCUUCUUCCAGAUUGAGGACUUUGACCUCUCCAUCCUGAAGCCCAUCGUCUCUGCCACGGCCACCACCCUGCAGGCCCAGAAGAGCACCAGUGGCCAGAACCUUCAGGAGUUCCUCAACGAGAUGAAUGAGCACCCGCGGGAUGACCGGGAGGGCGAGAGCCGUCUCUACUACAAGGGCGUUGAGUUGGCCAACUGCUCCAAGGUGCACCUGAAGCACUUUGAGCACCUGAAGGAGAGCUACCUGGAGAGCGUGCGGGGCAACCUGCUGGACAGGUUCCCCAGCAGCGUCCUGGAGGCCAUCAGCUCCUUCUCUGCCAUCUUCAACCCCAAGUGCUACCCCCAGUCUUUGGAGGACAUUGGCAGCUAUGGGGUCAGUGAGUUGAAUUUCCUCCUGCAGGCCUACUCCCGGGUGGUGGUGAGCGAGAGGGCCCUGAGCGAUUUCCCCCUCUUCAAGCGGAUCGUCUUCAGCCUCAGCCAGCUCUCCUUCAAGGACCUCUGCGUCAAGCUGGUCUACAGCAACUCUGAGAUGCAUGAGCUCUUCCCGGACUUUGCUGCCCUCGCAGCCAUCGCCCUGGCCUUGCCGUUGGGCUCGGUCCUUGCUGAGAAGAUCAGCCGAGGCCGGGAGCUGCUGAAGCGUGGACGGUCACACCAUGCAAAGGACGAGGGGCUCUCUGACCUCAUGAAGAUUGCCAUCGACGGGCCGGCCAUCAGCGAGUUUGACUUUGCGUUGGCCAUCGAGUACUACGAGAGCAUGAGGGAGUCGGGCUUCAUUGUGGCGCAGGUGAAGUGAGCGGUGGCCGGUGAAGGCAGAGCCCUGCGGGCAGGGAGCCAGGUCCUGUGGGCACCUCCAAGGCCCCACUUGAUGCCACCUUUCCCCUUCACUGGUCACCGCUGAGGCCGGGUGGCCGCUGGUGCAUGAUGACCUGCUCCACGCUGGGAAGAGGAAAUAGGAUCCUUCACGAAGCCAUGCUGGUCCCACAACCAUCCCUCCCUCCUCCCCCAAACGUCUGUCUGAAUUGGCCGUUAGUUUAAAAUCUUGGGGCCACCUGAAAUCCCACAUCCCAAUGAGGUUUGUUUUCAAGGGUUUGUUGUUAUUUUGGUUUUGGGAGAGGAAGGCAAAUCUUCUCUUGAGCUCAAACAUCACGUUGCCUUUGCACAAUUAUACCCAGCAGCUUUUCCUUAAUACUCUGCAAAAAUAUCUGAUUUUUUUGUUGGUUUGGAGCCUCGAGAACGAAUGCAGAAGAGGCGGUGCAUCUUUCUAGCUCGGUGGCAAACCCUGAAAUGCCUGGCGGUGUCUUGUUGGUGUUCUGUGCACACAGCACAGGGUAUUUUUAGCAGUGGCAUCAAGUCAUGAUCAUUUCAAGAGCAAGAGAUUUAGAGAAUGACACUGUAAUCAAUGAGGAAAUAGUAACUUUAAAAUGCAUCAUUGUGUAUAUAUGUGUAUGUGUGUAUAUAUAUAAAUAUAUAUAUAACUAUAUAUAUAUUAAAAAGGUCUAUCUUAAUUUUCCUAGUGUUUAAAGAUAUCUAAAAGGACUUUUUUUUUUGCA